UCUCCCAUCUCUUUGUUUAAACCAAUACAUUAUAUUUUUCUCCUUUCUCCUGCAGAUAUUUUGAAAAUUCAAACUCACACCAAGAAAUGGGUUGUUGCAUCAGCAAAUUCUCUCCUAAAACAGAAGAUUUCAAGCAAGUAGAAGAGCCUCAAGAGAAGUACUGUUACGCUCCAGAGAAGCUGUUCAUGUCUCGUUGUCCAAGUCGAGUUUCUCCGCUUCUUGUUCCGGACAAGAACCGGUUUAACCACAUCCCUGUCCCGGAUAAGUUUAUCCACAUCUCGGAUAAACUUCCUCCUCCUUCUCCUCAUGUAAAGCUGUCAUCUCUCUCUCCAAACGUCCAGCCUUCCACCACAAGCAACUCUUCUCUGACCUCAUCAAGCUCGUCACUUUCGACGGCCUCUUCAAUCUCUGUGUCAAAGGAGAGAUCUUUCUCUAACGACUUCUUGCGUGCUUGCUACCAAGAGAAUUCACACGUUGCUCGGAUCAGUUCCCUACGAGAAACUUCUCUUUCUCUGAAAAACGGGCAUCCUAACCGGUGUAAUUCCCCGGUUAAGCCAAACCGGUAUUCAACAACACCAAACAGAGCUAAUGCAACCCAGGAAAGAGGAACAUAUGGUUCUAAGAGAACCCGAGAGCCAUCUCCUAACCACCGUGCGUUGACGCGACAAAAGAGCUUUCGUAAAGAUCAAGAAAGUGUUAUCAUGUCUUCAUCAAGUUCUUCUUUAACCAAGGGGAAGUUCUUGAAGUCACCAUCUCCAAGCAGGAGAUUUGAAGGUAGUUUCUUGAAAUCGCCAUCUCCAAGCAGGAGAUUUGGUGUGAGGGAGGGAGACUUGAAGGUAACUUCACUUUCUACUAGUUUAAGGAAAGAUAGCUUAGAUCUCUCUCGUCUCAAGACUUUUCCUAAGAACAACAGAUCAGAGACUCGGAUUCAUCGUAUAAGUUCUAAGAUCAACACAACCACUAUCAGAGAAGUAGUUGAAAGCGACAAGGAACCGGUUGUUCCAAUGCUUGAAGAGAUCGGCAACCCGUUGAUUGAUUUGGAUUGCUUCAUCUUUCUGUAAGGAUUCAAUUUAUGUUUUUUUUUUUUUUUUUUGAAGAUG
Molecule: messenger RNA, 1100 nt
Organism: Brassica oleracea var. oleracea
Lineage: Eukaryota; Viridiplantae; Streptophyta; Magnoliopsida; Brassicales; Brassicaceae
Product: NADPH oxidase activator
Exons: 1
Coding region: 87-1061 (324 amino acids)
Source: RefSeq, a predicted model, not a curated record